GUGGCGGCGCUGCGUGAGGGGAGCCCUGAGGGCCCGGCCCGGCCCCUUCCCCCCGCCCCCGGCGCGGCUGCGCAGUGCGGUUCUGCGCUCUCAUCAUGGCGGCGCGGGGCCAUGUGCAGGACCCCAACGACCGGCGCCUGCGGCCCAUCUACGAUUAUCUUGAUAAUGGCAAUAAUAAAAUGGCAAUCCAGCAAGCAGAUAAACUGCUCAAAAAACACAAGGAUCUUCACUGCGCAAAGGUUCUAAAGGCAAUUGGCUUGCAGAGAACUGGCAAGCAGGAUGAAGCGUAUGCUCUGGCACAAGAAGUAGCAGCACUUGAGCCCACAGAUGACAAUUCCUUGCAAGCACUGACUAUUCUUUACCGGGAAAUGCACAGACCGGAGCUGGUAACUAAGCUUUAUGAGGCAGCUGUGAAGAAGGUCCCCAACAGCGAAGAGUAUCACUCUCAUCUCUUCAUGGCCUAUGCCAGGGUUGGAGAAUACAAGAAGAUGCAACAGGCUGGAAUGGCACUUUAUAAGAUUGUACCCAAAAAUCCUUACUAUUUUUGGUCCGUGAUGAGCUUGAUCAUGCAGUCUAUUUCAGCACAGGAUGAAAACCUCUCCAAGACGAUGUUUUUGCCACUAGCUGAAAGAAUGGUGGAAAAAAUGGUGAAAGAAGAUAAGAUCGAAGCUGAGGCUGAAGUUGAACUUUACUACAUGAUUCUGGAACGUUUGGAGAAAUAUCAGGAAGCCUUAGAUGUUGUGAGAGGAAAACUAGGAGAGAAGUUAACAAGUGAGCUGCAAAGCCGUGAGAACAAGUGUAUGGCAAUGUACAAGAAGCUGUGUAGGUGGCCAGAGUGCAACGCGCUGUCGAGAAGGCUGCUGCUGAAAAACUCAGAUGAUUGGCAGUUCUAUAUAACUUACUUUGAUUCAGUGUUCCAACUCAUAGAUGAAUCCUGGACACCUCCGCUGGAAGAAGAACAGUCUUUGGAAGGAGAGGUACACUAUUCUAUCGAGCAAGCUGUGAAAUUUAUAGAAGAGAGGAUAACAGAAGAAUCUAAGAGCGCUCGGCCACUUCGGGGACCAUAUUUAGCUAAACUGGAGCUGAUUAGACGCUUGCGUUGCAGAGGUUGUAAUGAUGAAUAUAAACUAGGUGAUCCAGAAGAACUAAUGUUCCAAUACUUCAAAAAAUUUGGGGACAAACCCUGCUGUUUUACUGAUCUCAAAGUAUUUGUGGAUCUCCUCCCAUCCAGCCAAUACACAAAAUUCAUCAGUCAGUUGCUGGAAGUAAUCCCCCUGUCAGCGGCAGCAGAGAGCGAAGUUGCACUGCCAGCUGAUAUCAAAGCCCUCCAGCAGCACUUGUGCGUGGUGCAGCUCACCAGGUUGCUUGGCAUCUACCAUGCCAUGGAUAAGAAGGAAAAGCUGACUGCGGUCCGAGAGUUGAUGUUAAGAUACCGCCAUGGAUUGGAGUUCGGGAAAACGUGUUUGAAAACUGAGUUGCAGUUUUCAGAUUAUUACUGUCUGCUUGCAGUUCACCUGCUGCUUGAUCUGUGGCUAGAGGAAGGUGAAGAAACAGCUGUGUGGCAGUGCCUCACUUUCUUAGAAGAAGGGUUAUCUCAUAGUCCUUCUAAUGCUCAGUUUAAAUUGCUGCUAAUUCGAAUCUACUGCAGGCUUGGUGCAUUUGAACCUGUUGCGGAGCUCUACUCCAGCCUUGAUGCAAAACACAUACAGCACGACACCAUCGGCUAUCUUCUGACACGCUAUGCAGAGUCGCUGGGCCAUUACGCUGCUGCAUCCCAAUCCUGCAAUUUUGCACUCAGGUUUUUCCACUCCAACCAGAAAGAUACCUCAGAAUAUAUCAUUCAAGCCUACAAGUACGGCGCGUUUGAGAAGAUCCCGGAAUUCAUUGCAUUUAGAAACCGGCUGAAUUCUUCCCUUCACUUUGCGCAAGUUCGUACAGAACGGAUGUUGUUAGACCUCUUACUUGAAGCAAAUAUAUCAACCAGUUUAGAAGAAAGUAUAAAGUCCAUGAGUCUGAGUCCAGAAGAGGAUGACAUUCCGUGGAAAGAUUUGCGUGACAACAGAGACCUGACAGUCCUGUUUAACUGGGAUCCAAAAGACAGGGACAUUUCUGAAGAACAUAGGAAACUCUCACUGGAAGAAGAAACCGUGUGGUUGCGAAUCCGGUCUUUAACUUUAAGGCUAGUAAGCGGACUCCCAACUCUUAGUCACACUAUUCAACCAAAGAACUCUGAAAAGACUGCAGAGAACGGCGUCUCAUCCAAGAUUGAUACAAUUCGAUCUCUGCUUCAGCAGCUGGAAGCGGCAGUGGAUUCAGGGAAGAAGUUUCUAGAACAAAAAAUUCAGUAUCCUGUCCUUGGCCCUCCUCCUACCCGAAUGGCUGGCUUCUUCAGUAAUGGCAGCUGUCAAUGCCAGACUAGCUUGUUUUAUCUUGUUAGUGAUAUUUAUGAACUAGAUACCAAUGGCUUAGAAGAUUCAGCAGAAAUCCAGGAGAGGAUAGGGAAUAGUUUCAAGUCUUUAAUAGAACGACUAACAGACUUGUUCAAUAAAUGUAAAGGUGACUUGAUUGAAGUCAGAGAUGGCACCUUGAAAACUCAGCCAAACCUGUUAGAAAACUUAGUCUUCUUUGUUGAGACGAUCUCCAUCACCCUGUGGGUAUCAAGUUACUGUGACAGUGUCCUCCGACCUUUUAAAUCCAACCUGCAAAAAAAGAAGAAGAAAAAAAAAGAAAGCAGUGUAGCUAUGCCACCUGUUUUUACACACUUCCUGGACUAUGUUACCGAACUACAGACGUUAACUUCCAAUGUAAUAGAUCACAUCAAAGGGCUUGAAAUAAUUCUGACUGCACUAAAACUUGAAGAGUUGUCCCUCAAGGACACUCUGCUUUUACAGGAAGAAAAAAAGUUUACAAAGACUGUGCAAGGAAAGGUCCAGAGCAGUUACCAUCACUCAGUUCAGGAAAUUGGAGAGCUGCUGAAAAAGAGACUUGACACUAUUAAAAAACUAAAGAUUUGAGAAAUCUUUGACAGACUCCACAGGGGAGUGACACCAGAGUCCCAGACAGAAGCAACAUCCGAUAUACCAUCACUUUAAUCCAGAACUUCCUCAUAAUGCAUGAAGGACUUAAAAUCAUAAAACAGUUUUUCUAGGUAUUACAGAUGUAUUCAGCUGACUUAAAUUAUUGUAUAUAAACAAGAAGCAGGGACCCUUCUCGGGGUUUGACCACUUUUUAUACAUGUUCAUAAGUAUAUUGCAACAGGAGAAAAUUUAACUUUCUUCCCUUUUGAUCUCUAGAAACAACUGGAGAUGGUCUUUAGAAGCAGCAAUAGAAAUCCAGUGUAAAGUAUAUAUCUCAAAGGAGUUGUAUUUUCAUCACCAUACAGUGUUUAUAAUUUUUGUAUGGUCCUUGCCUUAGAAAUGCAGAAAUCGUAGAUGCCCGCAUUCAGCCACCCGAUGAAACAAGCCAGUUUUGGAGCUGCCUAUUUUGUCCACAAGCCACCUGGUCCUACCGAAUUCGGGGGUUGGUCCAGCAGGGGGGUGCGAGGCUGCACUGGGGGAAUCCCCCCUUGCACGCAGCCUUCCCGCAUUGCCCAGCCUUCCGUUGUAGGGUGGGAGCGAGCCGUGCCUCGUUGCGCUAAGGGCUGAGCGUGGAGCCAGCUGCUGGAGGAAAGGGGUGGUUUUGUGUUCAGAAAAACUGCAGAGCUGAUGAGGAGCAAACUUGGCCGUUAAGUUCUCGAAAGAGAUGGGAAUUAGAGUUUCAGGAAAAAAAAAAAAAAGACAAAACCAGAGACCAUGUAUAUAAUAGCUGCAGUGAAGUCUGACACUGCGUUCUAAUUUCAUGUCAAUUUAAUGUAAAGCAGCAAUCAUCAUGACUUCUAAAGAAGUGUAUUUAGAUUACCAAAACUUUAAGACUUAAAUAUUUUCAUAGAAAUUAAAUCCUGUUGGCUUUGGUUUUAAGUUGGCAGAGGUAACUUUUGCUUCCGCUGUGGUAUGAGGCUGAGAAUACUUUUUAUAACUGUAUGCUUGCUUUUUGCAGUUGAUCUUUGAUUAUUCGAGUACUAGCUCGUUAGGCAUUCUCUUAGAAAGUGCAAUUGCAUCAUCUGCUCCUUCUGAAUCUGCAUUUCUGCUGUUUUUUUUUUUUUUUUUUCAUUCUAAAGGAGCAAUGCAGCCUAAAACUGGUAGGCAAAAAAGUACACGUUGCACCUACAAUCCGAGGGACAGGUCGGACUUCAACAGAUUCCUCAUCUUCUGAUCUAAAGCAGCUAGUAACUGAAGCCUAUAUUUAAAGUUCUAAGAGAGCUGACAAUCCUACUUUUGUCAUCUCUUCCGAAUAUGUUUUGUUAGAAAUGCUAGAAUGUUGAUGAGAGUAUUUUUUUAAAAUAAAUCCCCUGUGUAAAAAAAAAAAUUCACAUUGCUGCUCUUGCUGGAUUUAGUUUUGCUUUUGCCCCAUCCUGAAAGGGAAAGAAGGCUGUCUGCAGGUUGUCUAAAUUGUAAGGGAUGUCCUCAUGGUUUAACUGCGAUGUCUGGUAAGUGCUCUGGGCUGGAGGAAUACCAAAACGUGUUAAAGUCUGUUUUAGAGUAAUCCUUUUCCUGAACAAACUGAACUGUCUUAUACGUUGUAUAGAAAUACCAUUUUUGAAAGAAGGGUGUGUUCCUUAAAUUAAAGCAAGACUGAUGACUGACACUGAUGCUUUGAAAUGUGUAGGGUACGUGCUGAGAUUAUGCAAUUCACAGAGAAGCACUGAGCCAGAAAUCUGCACUGCCCGUUUUCGUUAAAGGAGACAAAUUGCCACUGCUGAUGUUCCUGUCCCAUCCCCUCCCUGUGGCAGUGUAAAUGUAGGUAGGGCUUCAUGCAAACACCAGCACUGAAUGCAGAGUUGACACAGCAUCCUCGUCCAGGGGCUGACUUCUGCUGGAAUUUCCUUGCACUGCUGCUGCGACAGGCUGAACUUGACCAGUUGUAUCAAUAAGAACAGCGACAAAAGUGAGGCAGGGUUAAUAUAACCAAGCUUUUAAAACCCUGUGGGCCAGAAAGCAGAACUUGUUCAAAAAAAAAAAAAAAUUUCUGCAUCAGUUCCCUUAAAAGCAGAAUUGAAAUUGCUGGGGGGAGGUGAGGGAGGGGAUGUGCAUUGUCUGAAGCGAAGCCUGAGAAGAGAUGACAGCAGGGCUCAGCUCUGGUGGCUGCUCCCUCAGCCCAUCCACAACCAGCACGGGGGGAAUGCUGACUGUGUGUGUUGCCUGCUGUUCCGUUUCCAGGUCUGGCCACAGGUGAAUGAUAAACUUGUCAAAUACAACUUGGUUCACUCAGUGUUUUAUAAACCAGACGCCAUCUCAUCACAAGCUGUAACUCCUCUCUGGGAGGAGUCAGUGGGGGUGCAAAAAUGACUGUGUACCGAUUAUUUGGGGGCUUGCUUGAGGGAGAGGGAGAAUUUCUCUCUCCUUAUAAAUUGUGUACAGUUAAAUAUAUUAUAUAUUUCUUACAAAAGAGCAUUUCCCUUCCAGAAUGUGUCCCCCUGGGACUUGGUAAGAAGUUCAAGCUAUCAACCAUUGCUGCUGUUCACCCUUUUCCACUCUUGGGGUUUGUUUUUUGUUUGUUUUGGUUUGGUUUUGAUGAUGAAUUGAAAAACAUACUUAGAAAAAGCUACCAAGACUACUGUUUACAGACUGAAAAAAAUACUGCUUUUAUACUACUGGGAUCAUGAGCCACGAUCCUUUUACAGAUUUCCUCACCUCUUUGCUUUAAGUUGGUAUCUAAUGUAGAUGAAGGUCAGAAAUCUCUUACCCUGCUUUGUCUACAUACCGAAGAAAAUGUACAAUGCCUGUUUGUGUUCCCCCUCAUUUUUGUACUUUUUACCAAUUUUAACUGUUCGAGAGUUGCAUUUAUAUUUUGCGAUCAUUGAUAAUCAUGGUGUUAUUUUAACCGUUAGUAAUCUCAAACGGGAUUUUUUUUGUUGUAUCUGCAGCCUUAUCUGAACUUUCUCUUCCUUGAUUAUUCAUUGUAAUUUAUGACUGUAGAAGAUACGUAUGCCUCAGCCUUCUACGGACUUAAGUGACACAACUGCAAACGAUCUGCUUUAAACUGGAUGGGUUUAUAAUUUAUAUAAAAGUCAGUUUCGUUACGAA
Molecule: messenger RNA, 6122 nt
Organism: Anas platyrhynchos (mallard)
Lineage: Eukaryota; Metazoa; Chordata; Aves; Anseriformes; Anatidae
Gene: NAA25
Product: N-alpha-acetyltransferase 25, NatB auxiliary subunit
Biological process (GO): N-terminal peptidyl-methionine acetylation
Cellular component (GO): cytoplasm; NatB complex
Molecular function (GO): protein binding
Source: RefSeq, a predicted model, not a curated record